Messenger RNA from Salvia miltiorrhiza (redroot sage), 801 nucleotides. RefSeq lists its product as uncharacterized. Lineage: Eukaryota; Viridiplantae; Streptophyta; Magnoliopsida; Lamiales; Lamiaceae. The coding region runs from base 1 to 801 and encodes 266 amino acids. The record is from RefSeq and is a predicted model, not a curated record. The transcript has a single exon.
AUGAAUUUGGACGAUCGCGAGCAGCAAUUAGCCCCACCGCAAGGGCACCACCACCUCCGGCGGCGGAACCAGUAUCUGAAACGGCUGGAGGCGACGGUGUCGAAGCCUAGGGCAUACGUCAUCCUGCUAAUCCUGGCAUUCAUCCUUGGCUACCUCUCCCACUCGCACCCGCUCCUCUCCCAAACCGCGAGCGACGUAUUCGAGCACAACAACUUCUCCGACGAGUGCGGCGCGCCGGUGGCGGCGGAUGACGUGCGGCGGACGAUCAUGGGGCGCGUGUUCAACGGGAGCUCGCCGUGGGAGUCGUUCCCGCCGGCGCACGUGCGGCCGCUGCUGUGGCAGGAGUGGAAUAAGGGUUGGGGGUCGAACAUGCCGGUGUUCGAGCACCUAAUCGAGCAGGUCCGGCCGCGGACUAUCAUCGAGGUGGGGACGUUCCUGGGGGCGUCGGCGACGCACAUGGUGGGGCUGACUCGGAAAUUAGGGCUGGACACACAGAUCGUGUGCAUCGACGACUUCAGGGGGUGGCCGGGGUACUACGACGAGGAGAAGAGCCUGAAGAUGGUGAACGGGGACAGCCUGCUGCUGUACCAGUUCAUGCAGAACGUGGUGAGGGCCAACGCCACGGACAACAUAAUCAUGCUCCCCUUCUCGGCGGGGACGGCGCUUGGGGGCCUCUGCGACUGGGGGGUCUACGGGGACCUUGUGGAGGUCGACGCCGCACAUGAUUUCCACUCCGCCUGGGUCGACAUCAACCACGCCUUCAAGGUGCUCAAGCCCGGCGGUGUGCUCUUCGGCCACUGA